Molecule: messenger RNA, 3773 nt
Organism: Chelmon rostratus (copperband butterflyfish)
Lineage: Eukaryota; Metazoa; Chordata; Actinopteri; Chaetodontiformes; Chaetodontidae
Product: centrosome and spindle pole associated protein 1-like
Exons: 28
Coding region: 159-3548 (1129 amino acids)
Biological process (GO): positive regulation of cytokinesis
Cellular component (GO): centrosome; microtubule; spindle pole
Source: RefSeq, a predicted model, not a curated record
GGAGUGCUCAUAAACUGGCCCCAAAGAAGAUUACCAAGGCGCCACCAAUAUUAGCAAGCUAGCAAGCAUUGCCUUAUCUGGUAACGCCGUAUUCAAACGCCGUUCAAUGUAGUGAUGAAUGUAAGCAAUCAGGGCCAUUUUGCGUUCUCAGUUUGGAGAUGGAUGACGAGCUGGAGAACUUCAUCAGGGAGCGGAAGGCGAGGGUGGCUGAAGAUAAAGCCAGUUUAGAACAAGACCCUCCUUACAUGGAAAUAAAGGCAAAACCCCACAGAGCCUAUGGGUCAACUGUUAAGGAGAACAUCCCUCCCAAGUGUAUAGCACAGAGGAAAGAGGAGAGUUGCAGCGUGGGUCUACCCCUCGGUGUGGAGUAUGAGAGGAAGAAGCAGAGGCUGCAGCACGAGCUCCGCAUGGAUUACAGGCGCUACAUGGCUCAGAAAAAACACUUUGCAGAGCCUGGGCCAUUAAUUCACCUUGAUAACAGGAGGUGUGUCAAGCAGCACCUGCUUGAAGACCAGGUAGGUGCUCUUCCCAAACAGCGACCCGCCUCACUGAGGGAUGCAGCCACUCUAACAGAGGACAGUAGAGGGCUGCACAGGGCUUUGUGCCUCGCUGAAGUGAAGACGCUCUGCCCUGAGGAGGAUGAGGAGCAGUCAUCAGUAUUUCCCAGGCAUGGUGACAGGAUGGGGAGGCCAGUGGACCAGGAGUCAGAGGAGGAGGAGGAGGAAUACUUGAAGGAGGAGCUGGAGCUGAUGGAAGCCAGAAGGCACAGACUUACAGGGGUUGAGGCCAAUUAUGAGAAAAGACGAUCCAAUAAGACAGAUGGCAGAGAGAAGAGGGAAAACCCAGCAGGUGUAGCCAGAGAAGGCAGGAAAUUAAGAGCACUGGUCAAAAAUGAGGAUGCUGAGUUUGCCACUGGCCUUGUAAUAGGAACAGCUGAUACACAGGAUGCUUUACAGAAGAGGAAGCAGCGCUAUAGACAGGAGCUGCAGGAGCAGAUCGCUGAACAGCACAGGAACAAGAAGAGGGAGAAAGAUCUGGAGCUGAAAGUUGCUGCAACAGGGGCAAAUGAUCCUGAGAAACAGCCGGACCGAAUCAGACAGUUUGGACUUCACAGGAGAAAAGAUCAUAGGCUGUUGGAGCCGUCAGCAACGGGAGCGAGCGAAACAUCAUCCAGAGUUCUAGCUAAUAAUGAGAAGAUAGGUGCUAGAGAGAGAGAGACGCCUCCUCCUGAGCAGCCCCAUGUGGCCUUCCAGUCCCCUCUGCUGGAGUACAGCUCUGCCCUGGGUGGAGGUGGUCUGUCUCCCAACAGCCAGCCUGCUGCCCCCUCCUUCCCCAGAGCCGUGGACACACCCAGAAUCCCCUUGUUCCCUCCUCAUCCUCCUUCGGCUCUCGGUGAAGCCUACAGGAGCCUGUAUGCAGAGCCUAAUCACUACUAUGGCACCAGAAACCUGCUUGACCCAAACAUGGCCUACUAUGGUCACUUGUCUGCUCCUGGUGCUGGCCCUCCCAUGUCCUACUGGAGCAUACCACCAGGGGGAGGUGUGCACAGCCAGUUUGGGAAUCACAGCCCUCACAGCCAACACAGUGGAAGCAGCUUCCCUGAGCCCCCAAUACAGCCUAACAAUGAGGCUGCUGCUGUGGACUCGCAAGUCAGGGUUUUCCCUCCAGAGAGAUCCAGAUCAAGCAGGGACAGGAUUACAAGCUAUAGGGAGGCUCUGAAACAACAGAUCCUGGAGCAACAGGAACGGAGGCUCCUGGAGAGGGAGGAGACGGCACGUUACGAGGCCCAGCUGGAGGCCGACAUGAAGAAGCACCAGCCGUGGGGUCGAGGUGGAGGAGGAGCCCCACUCAGAGACAGCACGGGAAAUCUCAUCGCUGAUCUCAACCAGAUGCACAAGCUGAAUGAGGAGGCCUACAGCAACCCGGAGCAGCGGCAGAGGAGAGCCACGGCCGCCGUGACGGCCCGCCGGGCAGAGCUCCCUGACCCCAACCAGAGGGUCUCUGGUACUGUAGCAGAGUGCAGUAUCCAUGACACUAAUGACGAGCUCACUGGUUUCACCCAUGUCCAAACCCCCCAGUUUGCCAGAGGCAAUGUGUUUGCCAACCAGCCCACCCAACAACAGCUCCAGGAGCAGGACAAAUACAAAGCUUACCUCAAACAGCAGAUUGAGGAGAAAAUGCGUAAAAAGGCGGAGGAGAAGGAACGGACAAGACUGGAGGAGGAGAAAGAGGAGAAGAGGCUGGCAGAGCAGAGGGCUCGCAUCCAGAGGGAGUACGAGGAAGAACAAGAGAGGAAGAAACGGAAGGAAAUGGAGCAAAAAGCCAAGAAUGAAGAGCUGAUUCAUCUGGCUGAACAGAGGAAGAAGGAAGCAGAAGAGAAGGAGAACGCAGUUCUGAGGAGGCAGUACGAGAAGGAGAGGCAGGCUCGGGUGGAGGAGGUCUGCAGGGAGCCCUCGCCUCCAAUCCCCACUCUGCAGAAGAAACACGGGCAACACCAUUACACCCCCAGGCCCCCCACUGUUGACAGCCAGCACUCUACUGCCCCCCUGUCUGAGCGCUCUUUGUCUGGUCUCCAGUCCCCUCCUGUCCCUGCUCGUAGGAAUCAGCUCCGAGCUGCAGGUGACCAGCACGAUGUGUUCAGUGAGCUGUCAGCAUUGCGUCGGCAGCUUCGCAGUGAACAAAAACGUCUGGAGGGUCGAGUGCAGCAGGGCGACUGGGAGGAAUUCGACUCGCCUCUGAGUGACAGACUUCGGGAGCGUCCCCUUGUGGACGUGUUUGAUAUGGCCAGGCUGCGGCUCCAGGCUCCGGUCCGAAGGCCAAACUCCAGAAACAUGGAGCCCAGAAACCUGCUGCGAAUCCACGAUUCCCUUCAGCUCAAAUACACAGAUGGUGAGUCCAGGCUUUGCUUCAGUGAGGUUCCUAAGAUGGAGGAAGUGGGUGCGUCCAGCAGGAGUAAGUGGGACUACAGAGAUCCAUGUCACCAGUUGCGCAGCCAGAGGUCUUCAGCCCAGGAUGAUUAUUUUGACCUGUCCCCACCACAGCAAAAUGAUUAUCUGAAGAGUGUGAUGGCGAGGUCUGCAGGAGGUUCUCUGCUAGAGUCAGAGAGCGCUUUCAUCGACCCCCUAGGUGAUGCCUUCCCAGUGCCGCGUACCCCAGAGCUUGAGAAAACCCCUCUGCUGUCAGCGAGAGAGAGGAGGAGGCUGGCCAAACAGUCACAGCGCCCCCAGGAUGGAGCUGCUUCCAGCCAGCCCUUUGACCAACAUCAUGACUACACCGCUGACAGACUGCAGCAGGGAGCAGGGCCCAGCGGUGAGGGGAGGAGCCAGGACAGGACAGGUCGUCUGCUGGCUCUCAGUCGUCAUGGCAUCACAGCAGGACCAGUGGAUCUGUCUGAUGACGACUCCUCCCCUCCCCGGUUUUCUCUCCACAAUCUUAACCACCAGAACUCUGUAGAAAGUGUCGCCACGGAUACCUGGAUGCGGCCAGGAACAUCGGACACACUGAAACGUUUGGAGCGACCAUCAAGGAGGGAGCGCUUGGCGACAUAGUACCAAGUUCCCUGAGAUGGUGCCUUCCUCUUUUGACAGCUCGUCUCAACCCAGAUGCCCCUCUGUCUUCUAAUCAUCAUGCCUGGUUUUGGAUUUUGUGACAGAUGAAUAUGUCAGUAUGAAUGUCUGAAUCAUGAUACUUGGAUAUGUGCUUUUUGUUGAGGGGGCAGUGUGUGAGAUUUAGGGGGAUCUCUUGACAGAAUAUGGCAUAAAUGGAAUAUAAUA